Puccinia triticina is the source of this 450-nucleotide messenger RNA. RefSeq lists its product as uncharacterized. Lineage: Eukaryota; Fungi; Basidiomycota; Pucciniomycetes; Pucciniales; Pucciniaceae. The coding region runs from base 1 to 450 and encodes 149 amino acids. The transcript is spliced from 8 exons. The record is from RefSeq and is a predicted model, not a curated record.
AUGUCUGCAAAUCGAAGAAUUGCUAAGGAAUAUACCGAUCUGCAGUCGAAUCCUAUCAACAAUGUGACGAUCGAGCCUGACGAGAACAACGUCUUACAUUGGACUGGAAUUAUGGAGGGACCUGUUGGAUCGUGUUACGAGGGCGGGAAGUUCAAAAUAGAAGCGACGUUUCCGUUAGAGUACCCGUUCAAAGCACCGACGAUCAAAUUCUUGACGAGGAUCUAUCACCCUAAUAUCACCCAAGAAGGCCUGCUCUGCAUAGGUCUCUUGAAGCCAGACGCUUGGAAACCUUCGAUCAGGAUCGAGCAUGUGCUUAGAGCAAUUGUUAAUCUAUUAGUCGAGCCAAAUCCCGAGGACGCGAUUGUGGCCAGUAUCGCUGAACAGUUCGAUAAGGACUACGAGUUGUUCAAGAGCACUGCUCAAGAGCAUGUUCGAAAAUAUGCAACUUGA